AGUAGACUACUACGCACAAUGAAUCAGUCUUGUGAAUAUUCGCGAACUAUGCGGUCGCCAUAUGAUGAUUUUUCAAUCGUGUCGGAUAGCGGCGAGGAAGGUAUUAGGAAUAACUACAACUAUGAUAAUCAAAACUAUAGUUGCACCAUACCAUAUCACGCCCGUGAAAAUUCGUUACCAUUUAGUUACGGACAAAUAAAUAAGACGUCAAGAUCACUGCGCAGUAUUGGUUCCGCUAAUGUAAGCAGCGGACUCCAUCACUCUCAACAUGAUGUUAAUGCUGUCUCCAGUGACGCCAUUGAUUUCGGGUUCGGUUCAAGUUCAACGCCGUUAAAGGCGGAUGUAAAUUACUGCAUGAACACUGAUCUUCAUUGCGGUACCAAUUACAACAACGCAAGCAACAGCGGAUUAACAGCAACAUUAAGAUCGACAACAUCAACCACUGCAAAAACGUCGCCAUCGGGAAGUAGCACAGAGGCAAUAGGUACAAUCAAAACGCAACCACGGCUUACGAGUCCAAUAUUGGUACGUAAAACGUUGAAUAGCCGAUCGCCUACGCGCAAUGGAGCUACCAAUACCAAUACUAUCGCCAACACAUACCAUUACAAAUAUGGAAACGACAAUGACAAUACUUUCGGCGCUCCGGUUUGCAUGAGCAGCGGUGUACACAGCAACACUUUAAAAAGCAAAUUCAACAGUGACAGUAAUGGUUAUAGUAAAGAAUUGAAAAACAAUAUCGACAACAGUAGCAAAACUCAAAUUUUCAGAGACAAUAAUAGCAACAAAUUUGGGGUUGGCGAUGUUGUCGACGGAAGCGUGAAUGUGCGGAAAAUACAUCCACGCGAUGAUUUUGAAGAAUUAUUGCGUGAACGUCGAGAAAAGGUUUUUCGUGAACAUUACCGAUCGAUGGGAUCAACGCCAACUUCCAAUGGAAUCAAUGGAAACAGCUUUGAUACCUCGGCUAACUCUCAGAAAUUUAACUACGAUUUCGAAUUUCACUUAAAUGUUAAUGAGGCACCGCCUCCACCACGUCGGGCCCAUACCAUGGACCGAACGUCGCUACAACAACUGCAACAAUAUCGCACUCGCGACAUUCCAGUUGCACCCGAGUUGACUGCGCCAAUUGUCAAACCGUCGAUUGUGGAACGUAAUUACCACACAAUUAGCUCCUCUACUACUGGUAGCAAAACAUACGAAACAUGCGCUCCUACUCAGCAACAUUCACGAAUAUGUCAGCAAAUUCCACCGCAUCAACCACAACAUCGACAUCGACAUGAAAUUGACACGCUUUAUAGUACGGUGGAGAAGCGUACAUUAAAACCGUCGCAAAGACAACAGUCGCUAUCACCUACUCCAACACAAGCACAACAACCGAUUCGACCAGCAGAGUACUCCACAUAUGGAAAUGGAAAUGGAAAUAAUCGGAGCUCAUUGGGAGCUGCCGUUGUUGCUCGUAGUCGCAACGACUUGUCGACACCAAUUUAUGCCACUUCUACUAAGCAAAUCACCACAGCUGCGAGAACAUAUCACAAUACAUCAGAACAACCAGAAUUGUCGGUAACAGAUCACCCAUUGGCAACAUCAUUGUCGCUGCCAAUAGGCGCUGCUUCGACUACAACUGUAAAUGAGUUUGACGCUGGUAAGAUUUCACCAUCGCUUGUCGCACGCCCCGAAACGCCAGCGUUUCCAGUUACACCACGUACACCACAUGGUGCUUACAAUGGACAAAACAGUCCUAUGGGCUAUUCACAUAGUCCGGUCUUGCAGCAUACGGACCUAACAAAAGGAAAAUCAAUGCUCGACUUGCACAACUACUCGUCGGAGACCAUUUACCGGUCAAGUUGCCGUCCACGUCUCGACUCCAACAUGUCAAUGGUAAAUAGCGAACCACAAGAGGUUGCUGCACAUCUGGUCAAAUUUGCCAAAGAUUCUUCAAAAUACUGGUAUAAGCCGAAUUUGUCGCGCGAGGAUGUCGUUUUAUUAUUACUACAUGCUGAACCAGGUACUUUCAUAGUUCGUAACUCCACCACUUACAAGGAUAACUAUGGUUUAGUUGUGCGGGUAUACCAACCACCCCCAAACAGUGAACUCACAGGCCAACCCGACGAUUUAGUGCGUCAUUUCCUUAUAGAACCAACAAAACACGGUGUACGCUUAAAGAGUUGCGCCAAUGAACCAGUUUUCACAUCGCUUUCAGCUCUUAUCUAUGAACAUUCAAUCAACAAAUUAGCCUUGCCAUGUUUGUUACGCAUACCCGAACACGAUUUGGUGCCAUCAUUAAUUGAACCGACUAGUGCUCAAAAGCAAUUGCUAACCCAGGGCGCCGCCUGUAAUGUGCUGUGGCUGUACUCGUGCGACACUGAAUCACUAACUGGCGAAGAGGCCAUACGUAAAGCCAUACGACAAUUGUACACUCAUGAUCGGCUGCCUAUACCAACAGAAGUACACUUUAAAGUCACGCAACAGGGAAUUACACUUACCGACAAUACCAGAAAAAAAUUCUUCCGAAAACACUAUCCAGGCGACAGCAUCUCAUUUUGCGCCAUAGAUCCAGAUCACCGUCUCUGGGCAAUCCAAUUGGCGGAAGAAGAUAGCGGUGCCAAUAAUAGUACCUCGACCGCAGCGCUAAAGAAGACAAUAUUUGCGUUUGUCGCGCGGAGUUCGCCCAAGUCGAAAGACAAUCAAUGUCAUGUUUUUUGCGAUUUAGACAUUCAUCAACCAGCCUCGGCCAUCGUGUCAUUCGUCAAUAAAACAUUACCAACAGAAAAAGAACGUAACUUUGUGCUCUGAAAUCAGAUGUAUACAGACCAUAGAACAACUUGGACAACGGACAAAUUAUCCAAGUAUCUAUACAUUGACCAAACAACCCAAAAUAAAUAGAGAGGGAAAUCAGAUAUGCACAUGUUAUACACAUUAUACCUGAAUUUGAACUUAAAUGGCAGAAUAGCGGUAUUACGACUGGGAGAUCUACUUACAAAAAAUUGCAUCAGCUCAAAAUCACUUAGAAUUUUGUGGAUAUACAUAUGUACAUAUAUACAUAUGUAUAUUCAAUCAGCUUGGGUACAGCUCGAUAUUGAAUAUUCCAAUACAUACAUAUAUGCAAACGCAAGUGCAUACAUACAUAUGUGUGUAGUAUACAUAUUUUGUACAUGUAUGCAGGUUUGUAUAAACAUACGUUUUUAUUUAUUUUUUUGUUUAUAACUUUUGUACAUAACUUUCACUUUAAUUUGAUUUAUCUUAAGUGACUUAACCUUUCUUAUAUUAAUCAAAUUGAAUAAACUCUUAAAAUGGUAACAAAAAUAAAAGAAACCUAUUCUUUCAAAUCUGUACAUACAUAUGUAUGUACCUUUAAGAAAAAAAACACAGAAAGGAUGUCAGGAUUCAUACAAGGUCGCAUGCCGCCCUGCUGGUCUAUCGUUAUAAUAACAAGUAAGGAAAGUAAGGAGGUUCGGAUGCAACCGAAUUUUAUACUCUCGCAAUUUAUUGAUAUAGUUUUAUUAAGAUAACUCACAAUUUGACCCAUAUAUUCGGCAUAAAGUCCAAUAGAAUAACGAAAAUCUUCAUAUAUAGUAUAUGAGGGCUGAGGUAAUUCCUGGACCGAUUUCACUAUUAAGCCCAUCGUAUUUUUGAAAAACCUAUAAUUAGGUUUAUACGAGCUAGGGGAAGUUAUGAACCGAUGUUAAUCAUUUUUGGUACAGAGACACACUAUUAGAAGAAAAAGAUUCCCUCUGAAUUAAAUUAAGAUAUCUGAGAGAUUUACCGAUAUUUUCGGUGAAAAAUUACCCUAAGGCACUGAAUUCUUCAUAUUCGAUAUCCGGGCAUAGAAAAGUUAUAGUCCGAUUUCAAAAAAAAAAAUCAGUGUGAAGAAAAUGGUAUUCCUUUCCACAGUUCCCUUAUACCGAGAUGCUGAUGAGUGCUCUCAGAGAACAGGAGUGUAAGUCGAGUAGAGUAUUUCGUGGCUGUCUGUUGCGAUUGCAGCUUUUCGACGUCGAACCUUCCUUGUGUUUGUUGACAGGCAUUCUUUGCUGCACAGAGGCGGGUGCGUAUCUUCGCUGCAACCAGAUAAUGGUUCGAGUCUAUAUUUGGUCCUCGGAGCGUACGCACGUCUAAAACACUGGAGACAUGAUCGAUUUGGUUACGCGUGUUUCGAUCAGGAGACAGCCAUGUUACUUGGUGAACUUUCUUGUGCUGGAAUUUGGUACUACAGACGACUGGACGUGUCCGGACCGGGUCCAGGUGCAUGCCCUCAAAUCACAAUCCUUAAAACGUUUGCAGGGGUCGUCAUCAAAAGGGGGGUUUCUCUUCCGAGGCUUUCGUCGAACAGUGAAGGAAAGCGAGGAGUGGCGCGUCCAUGGUCACUUUGGUAUAUAUGACUCUAUAUCUAACUCUUUUAGUUUUAGGUGUUACAAACAACUGUGCAACAUGUUGCGAGAGUAUAAAAAUGAAUGUUUCUUUAGCGAGAUGACUCACUUUUUAUAAUAAUUUAAUAGGCAAUAAUAAGCCCAGAUGAAAGAGCGAUCCCAAAAAUUGAGUUUAAGAAGUAUUUCGACGAUUCGUAGAAGCGCUGGCAUAUGGAAUGGGGACUAUUUUGAAGGCGACAACAUUAAUGUAAACGAAUAAAUAGUAUUUUUUAAACGAAAAAUAUUGUUUGAAUACACCUCGUAUAUACAUAUGUACAUGAUAACAUAUGCUGUUUAAGUUCCAAGUUGACCAAACUUUUAAUAAAUUCACUCUCAUUUUGGACAGAAUAAGUAUGUAUGUUGUCAUUGUUUCUAGGGCUCGUGUGUGUUUACAAAAUAAACUACUUAAAUGUUACUUAUCUCAUUUAACGAACAUAUUUUAUUUAGUUUUAUGCCGAAUUUUCGGUAAAUGUGUACUUGUUUUAGAGAAUUUUAACAAAUGGCAAACAAAAUGGUCAAAAAUAAUUUAAUUUUUGUGUAAAUUGCUUUUCAGACAGAUUAUGUACAAAUUAAUGUACAUAUGUACUAUAUGUACGUACAUAUUUACGAAAAUUUCAGCAAAACAUUCCAUAUCGAGUAUAUAGGCAAAGUUUUAUCUUAUCUAAGGAAGAAGGCAUGAACAGUGAACACAUCUCUCAUUUCUCUCUAAAGUUCACAUAUGCAUACAUAUGAACACAUAUAUAUACAUAUAUAUAUGUUAUUAAUAAUGUAAAUAUGUAAAAUUUUAGUCCAACUGAUGGGUCGCUCACUCCUACUCUCAUGUUUGAAAUUUAUCAGUAUGAGUGUUUAUAUGUAUGUACAUAUGUAAUUUAAUAGUAUCGUUUCGCUGCCAAUGUAAUGGAUGAAAGUUGUAAAAUCUGAACCGAGAUGAAACCAACAUUUUUUCUAAACUUAUCUCAAGGUCAUAGAAUAUUUUCAUUGUUUUUGUUUUUUAAUAAUUAUUCAAAUCAAAUGAAAAGUUAGAAUGGUAAUUGAAACAUGACGUCACCUAUGCUUCCUGAACUCAAACGACAAACAUUUGCAAACAGCUAGGUGUUUAAAGUUAAAAUAAAAAUGUAAAAUAUUAGUAUUGUUAAAAUUUUGAGUAUUAAGGUGUAAGGUGUAAGCGCAAACGUUACCAAAAUAUUUAAAAUAAUAUACACAUAUUCCCUUCUUAUCGCUUACGGUGUCGGUUCUGUCUGAAAAAGAAAAUCGAAAACUCGACCAAAGGGUGAUUUAAUACACCAAUUUUAGUGUAUUAAAUUGUCAAUUGCAUAUCGUUUAUAAGUAUGCUUCCAUAGCUCCAUCAAAGUAGCGAAACAAAUUUUGAACUUUAUUUUGACAGCCAAUGAACAAAGUUGCAAAGUAACAAAGGUAAAUAAAACAAGUUGGAAAGGCUAAGUUCGGGUGAAACCGAACAUUUUUGGAAACUACUAAAUCUCUUUAAUUCAGUAGGGAAAAACACCAGAAACCUUAAAUUUCAUGGCAAAGACGUCACAGAAGAGCUGCAAUAAAAUUUGUAUGCAAAAUUUAAAAUGGACGUGGUUCCGCCCACUUAUGAGGGGAAAACCAAAUCUCAGAAACUCUUUCACCAAUAUCAACGAAAUUCGGAUUUUCUUAGCAUCCUAAUGCUAUACUCCGAAAUCGGUUCAAGACCACGCCUGCUGUCUUUAUACUACAAUUUUGAAGUCCAUAUAAUUCGUUCAACCUACAAUAUAUGAGUUAAGCACUAGAAAAGAUAUCGGAACAAAACUUUGCACAAAUUUGUAUUUCUAGUGAGACAUAACCCGUAUAAAAAUCACCGAAAUCAGACAAUAACUUUUCAAGGCCAUAAAUCUCGAACAUGAGGACCACGGAGUUUGCGGCUGGUUUUUUAUUGAAAAUAUCCGUAAAUCUCUCAGAUAUUCCAAAGAAACUCAAAGGAGAUCUGUUAUUUCUAAUAGUGUGCCUCGGUUCCAUUGUUUAUUGCACGAUUAUAUAAUAUAUAUAUAUGCAUGUACCUAUAUAUAAAGAAAAAUUUUUAGUGAACCGAGUAGAAGACUACAUCAAUAAAAUAUUUGUAUGAUACGACCGACUGUCAUCAUAAUUGCAAAUGGAGUAGAAGAUAAAAAAUAAAAGGUGUGAUUGCGAUGUUUCUAUUAAAAUUUAAUUAUAUAAGUUUUCUUUGGAGAUAAACAAUGAAAUGAAAAUUUAUAAUUAGUAUUUAGUUAAGAACUUCCGAUGCAGAUACCUGUAUAGAGGAUUAUAUUGCCAUUUCAGCUAAUGAAAUAUUAAUUGAAUAAACGUGUUUUGUAGAGAAAUAAAAAAUAUAAACAAUAUUCUAAAAACCAUGUUUUCGUACAUAAAUAUAUUAUUAUACAUGGCAAUGGCAUGGCAUUUCAAUUGUAUAGUUCGCACGAAGCGGAUAAUAAUAUUUCCACAAUAAUAUUGCAAAACUUUUAAAUAAUAUAACAAAGUACUGACAUUUGGAUGUAACAUUUGAAAAAUAAAUAAAAUCAUAGCACAUUGCAACAGA
Zeugodacus cucurbitae (melon fly) is the source of this 6954-nucleotide messenger RNA. RefSeq names its product tensin-1. Bases 19 to 2790 code for a protein of 923 amino acids. The transcript has 2 exons. Gene Ontology annotation, molecular function: protein binding. NCBI's taxonomy places the organism in Eukaryota, Metazoa, Arthropoda, Insecta, Diptera, Tephritidae. The record is from RefSeq and is a predicted model, not a curated record.